AUGAAGACACUUCUGGUUGGGUUCCUCCUUGGCCUGGCAUACGUGGAGUUGGCCCAGUCCUUACGAUGUUACACCUGCAAGGAGCCAACAGACAUUGCAAAGUGCAGAACACCCACCCUGUGCCCCCCAAAAGCCACUGUGUGCACCACAACGCUGCACUCUGUAGACUCAGGUUACCCCUUUUUUGGCAACAUCACUGUGACCAGAGGCUGUGAGGAGGAAUGUCUUGCCUAUAAUGGGAUAGGAUCAAACAAACCCAAGUCAUGUUGCUACACCGACCUCUGCACCGAUGACACCAAGAGCAGCAAUGGGAUAGGAAGCAGCUCUCCAGCACUAGGUCUGAUGGCCAUGGUUGUUGGCACAGUCCUCCAGUGUGCUCUGUAA
Molecule: messenger RNA, 384 nt
Organism: Indicator indicator
Lineage: Eukaryota; Metazoa; Chordata; Aves; Piciformes; Indicatoridae
Product: secreted Ly-6/uPAR-related protein 1-like
Exons: 3
Coding region: 1-384 (127 amino acids)
Molecular function (GO): acetylcholine receptor inhibitor activity
Source: RefSeq, a predicted model, not a curated record